CCUAUACUGGAGACACAAUGAGAGUGUGAAGAGGAUUGUGCAGGCCUGGCCCUUUGCCUACCUCCCUCUGGGGUCCCUGAUGAAGGAAGGGCAACCACACCAGGAGAACUUCCAAGCUGUGCUCAGUGGGCUCGAUGCACUGCUUGCUGAAGACAUUUGCCCUAGGCAGGGGAAACUGCAAGUACUGGAUCUAUGUCAGAAAACUAUAUGGUCUGGUAGCAGGGAUGGCAUGUGCUCACUGUCCCAGGCCAUCCUGCCAUUGAUGAAGACACAGAUGUCCCAGUGUAGUUCUUGGGAGGAGGAGGAGCAGUUUGUGGAGACGUUCAGCUCUCAGUUGCUCAGUCUACAUCACCUCCAGGAGCUUCAUUUGGAAUCCAUCAGCUCUCUUGAAGGCUCCUUGUGCAGUUUGCUCAGGUGCCUGAGGAGCCCCUUGAAGAUCCUCUCUCUCACCAAUUGUCUGCUUCUAGAAUCAGACUUGAUGAAUUUGUCUAAGUGCCCCAAUACAAGACAGCUAAGGGGACUGUGUCUAAAUAGGGUUAUCCUGAUGGACAUAAGUUCUGAGACCCUGGAAGCACUGCUAGAGAAUGUAUCGAGUACCCUCCAGGUCCUGAGCCUAGAGGAAUGUGGGAUCAUGAACCUCCAACUCACUGCCAUUCUGCCUGCCCUGAGACACUGUUCCCAGCUCACAACCUUUAGCUUUUCUGGGAACCCCAUCUCCAUAAAUGUGCUGUUGCGAGUCGUUCGCCACACCAUUGGACUGACCAACUUAAGGCGUGUGCGGUACCCUGCACCACUGGAAUUUUAUGAGCAUGUUGGAGAUGGGUUGCUUGCUACCCUACAAGCCAAGCUGAUGCAGAUGCUACAAGAGUUGGGGCGGUCAGACAUGGAGUGGCUCAGUGGCAAACCCUGUCCUCAUCGUGAGUGGCCCUUCAGUGACCUGUGGCCCAUGCCCUGGUAGCAUCUACACAGGUAAGUAGCCCUAUCCACAGCUUUGGUCUGGACAUGUGGACACCGAAGCGUACAAAUCACAGAAGCCACAGUUACAAAGGACUGCUCAUGGUAAGCAGGAAAAGGAAAGAUGAUCAGGGAUGCGAGUUAGACAUUGACUUGAGGCAGUUUGGUCAUUGUCAAAAAUAUCCUAAGGCAUUACAAAUGAGAAUUUGAAAUUUUACAUGGGUAGGGUGAUGUAUA
This is a messenger RNA of Perognathus longimembris pacificus (Pacific pocket mouse), 1191 nucleotides long. Its product is annotated as melanoma antigen preferentially expressed in tumors-like. The transcript is spliced from 4 exons. Gene Ontology annotation, cellular component: cytoplasm. The record is from RefSeq and is a predicted model, not a curated record. Lineage: Eukaryota; Metazoa; Chordata; Mammalia; Rodentia; Heteromyidae. The annotation marks the transcript as partial.